Messenger RNA from Syngnathoides biaculeatus (alligator pipefish), 4480 nucleotides. RefSeq names its product DEP domain containing 1B (gene depdc1b). The transcript has 11 exons. Bases 96 to 1694 code for a protein of 532 amino acids. NCBI's taxonomy places the organism in Eukaryota, Metazoa, Chordata, Actinopteri, Syngnathiformes, Syngnathidae. Gene Ontology annotation, biological process: intracellular signal transduction. The record is from RefSeq and is a predicted model, not a curated record.
UGUCCGGACGGAAUCAGAACACUCAUUUUCGGUCUCUAAAAGUAGUUUAGAUUUAAAUGUUUUUGAACCGGUAAAUGUUAUAACUGUUACGGGUAAUGGAGGGAAGAGUGAUUGGAGCAGGGCCGUACAGGGCAACAAAGCUGUGGAAUGAGACCAUUCAACUCUUCCGUGGAGGUAUGCCAUUAAGAAGACAUUGGGCACACUUCCGCUACUAUGACUGCAGUUUCUCAGGGUCCGAGGCGGUGGAUUAUCUCCAUCAGCUUCUCCGGCACAAUUGCAACUUUGGGCCAGAGGUGACCCGCUACCAGACCUUGCAGCUGCUCAAAAAGUUUCUCAAAGCUCAUGUCAUUGAAGACAUAAAGGGACGCCAUGGGACGGAGGACUUUGACGAUAACAGUCAUUUGUACAGAUUCCCCACUUUGUCUCCCCUAAAGUCUUUUCCAUCGAGAUCCCUGUCAAGAAACAGCACUGACCUGCCGAGACUCAUUCGCUGGGAUGACUACGAAGAACUACCGCAGCAGGAGAACACAGCACUUGUGAACUCUGCGGCCAUGACUCCCGAUUUUUGGACCAAAAGGCACAGCGUAGCGAUUGGGGAUGUGCAUGAAUGCAAGCUCAUUCGCAGAAAAGAUGUCACUCGCAAGCAGGUGGAUCAUAUCUGGAAAUCAAUGACAGCUUCACAUUUACAGCGAGUGCUGGGUCUAACAACGUUGGAUGGUGUGUUAAAUCCAGCUCACAUAAAAGGCAAUUACAUAGUUCACAACGUCUUCAACGUCAAUAAGUCAGGCAUAGUUGUGUUGGAGAACAAUGCUGAUGACAUGCCAUACUGGGUGAUAUCAGCAAUGAAAUGCUUGGCCAACUGGCCCAAUGCCAAUGACUCCAAACAACCAGUUUACCCAGGAUUUGAAAGGGAUGUCUUGAAAACAGUAAUUGAUUACUAUCAGGGACUUAAAGAACCCCUGUUGACUUUUCAUCUCUAUGAAGUCUUUGUCAACAUUCUCAGUCUACUCCAGGAACAAGACUUGGCCACUGAGGCUCUUCAAGUCAGCAGUCUUUUGCUGCCACCACCCAAUAGAAGGCAUCUUCAGCUUUUGCUAAGACUCAUGGCGCGGGUCUCUAAGAAUGCUCAUCUGCCACCACUCAAUGACACUAUUGCCACCCACACACUGAUGGUGCAGACCUUCUCUCACUGCGUUUUGGGCUCCCCAGAUGAAAUGGACUUAGAUGAGCUGCUUGCCACAAAGCUGGUCACUUUCAUGAUGGAGCACCACAACACCAUCUUUCAAGUGCCCAAUAAGCUGCGCCACCAAGUUGAGGAGCAUCUUUCCCACCUCCGAAGAGUUCAGAUAAAAUAUGCAGGUUCUGAUACAGACUUCAGCACAUCUCCAGCUUUUUAUAAACAGAUUAGCAAGGUGGAGUCGGAGGAGCCGAAGGUGAUCGGUACCCAGACUCCCCUGCAAGACCUACUGGAAGGCCUAAUCUCGGACAAAGAACUUCCCUUCAAGGACAAAAGGAAAAGACUUAAACAGUUCCAAAAAUCAUAUCCUGAAAUCUACCGCAAUCGAUUCCCCUCUGAGGAAAGUAGAGCAGCUGUCAUACCUCAGAAAACCCCUCGGCUCAAACCUCACGUCAUGUUUUUCAAUCUCAAGAAACCCUCAAACCCUUUUCAGAGGAGCUGGAGUUUUAGGGCAUAAACUACACCACUUGAGUCUGGUUUAGUUUUAAGCGUGGUGACUUUUUUCCGAGUCUUCACAUCAGUGUGUGUUUGGGGAAAAAAAAGUUUCACAAACCCUCUGAUGAAAAAGUUUAACGAAAAGUUUGGAAAAGGUAGUUGGUCAUUAUGCUCUUUCAAUUAUAUUCAUUACGGGCCAAUAUGAUCAACUCAUGGGCAGGUGCAGCCGCUAAAGGUUCAAAUAUUUUGUGGUAGCUUGACUAGCAGCUAGGUACUGGGGUGGGAAAUUGCCAAAGUAGGAAAAUAACUUUAACUCAUUUUCUCUUGGUUAUACUUGAACACUCAGUUCAGUAUUAGGUAAUAACUACCCAACUACAGUAACUAUGGACCUUUCCGACCUGUCAAUCACUAUUACAAUAAUAGCCAAUCAGAUAGCCACAUUGUCUUAACCCCUGGCUUGACACGCCCCUCUUCUCAUCAUGUCCCACAAGCAAUGCUGGUUAUCAGUCGCGUGCACUUUGAAAAGUUAAUGUUACAAAACAAAUUUGGUCCUCAGAUGCGCUUGGGGAACGUCCAAUUCUGAUGAAAGAUAUCCAGCUAGGUUACAAGGGGCCCACUUAAUUCAUUGUCCAAGGUCUAAAACACAGUUGAAGAAGUGUCUAUGAUGGAUUAACGCUCGUGGAAGAGCACGCAUUUUACAACUAAGUGUGGACAAUAACAAACACAAGGCUAUAUGCUCGAAGGUAAGUAAGGGUGAAGUAUCUUCUCUUAAUUUGAUUUCACUAUUAUCAGAGCUUUAUACAUUGCAGGAGAACAACUAUCCCUUUGUUAGUGUAUCACUGACCUGCUGAAUGAAGUGUGUAAUGUUUUAUACCGAAGAGUCGGGUUAGUGAUACGUAAAUGUGCGAUGUCAUGCAAGAGAAAUGUCUAUUUGCCUAUUUGUAUCACAUUGGUCUUUUAGGACAGAGCACUGGGUUCCAUCACGAGCCAAGUCAAACGAAUACACCCACUCACUUAUAAAGACUCGUGAUCCUUCCAAGUAAAAAGUACUCACCCUGCUUUACAUGUGCAGUUCGAUUCCACUAUUUUGUGCUGUUGGAUUUCAAUAUGAUGUUUGUGCGGCGUCAAACUUUUUUGCAUCGAUCAACAUUUCGCUGUAACACUGACAUUGCGUCCUGCCCCGUCCAAAAUAAUUCCGUUAAAAUAUCCUUGCUUGAAAUAGUUGAGACCCUCUUGGACAACUCUAGCAUAUUUGGCAAAAAACAUACCGCAAUGUUACCGGGAAUACGCAACAGAGAAUCCAUUUCAAACCUGUUCUGUUCAGUCGCCAUUUUGGAAGAUUGUGGGAGAUGGAAACUGUCGCAAAGGGGUGUGGAGCUGAAGAUCGCCAGUCGGAAAGGUCCAUUGUGGUUUAGAAGGCUGAAAUUAAACAUUAAGAAACCUGCAGCAGAUGAAACCACUAACGACACUGGAAAUAACAAAAAAGAGAUUGUUUGAUCAAUUAAUUAAAAUCAUGUUUACAAUUAACGAAAACAACCACUGCUAUUUGUUACAUUGAGUUAUAAUUGCAGGUACCUGCUAAAAUGUUAUGCAAAUUUAAAUUGUACUCGGGUAAAAUUAUUGCAUUUCAAAAAUAUUUGAGUGUUACUGGGUCUAAACAUUAUCACGUCAAAAUCAAUACGUUUAUUUUAAAACACUGUUGCAUUCGGUAAGAGAACUAGUAUAGACUGCAUACAUUUUUAUGUUAGGCCGAUGUUAACUUUCAUUUGUAAUAAUCAUGAUGAUCAGCUUUUUUAAAGUUAUUUGAUGCAAUGUGAACUUAUGUUUUAUAAUUGUCUGCUUUUACCUGCAAAGUGUGUCUUUCAGCAGUUAAAUUUUAAAUACGCAAUGACAGAUACACUUUCUAAUUGAAUACUGGCAAUUUACAAAAAUUCUCCCAACAUAUUCUUUAGAUCUUGUAUGAUGUGCACGCUCAAAACAUUUUCCUUUUUUGUUCACAUACCAGAAUAUACUGUAUGUGGUAACUUUAAUUGGUACAUAUUUCAAUGUAUUAUGAACUAAAUUAUUUGUAACUGCUGUUUUGUCAGUCAGAUUCACUGAAAGUGUUGUUUCAGAGAUGUUUUAUUUUUAUAAAUGUAUCUUUCUUGAUUACUACUCUAAAAUAUUUGUAAAAAUAAUGCUGGAACAACUGUUACACUUGAACUUUGAGUUUGCUGAAAAGUGAAACAUUAUUUGAUGUCUUAAAUGUAUUUUGUUUUGUCCUCUAAUAUCCCGAUUUGAGAUUAUAUUUGUAUUUCUUACUGUAGUAUCAAAGCAUAACGAUGGAAUUUUCUUUGAACAAAAAGAAAUAUCCCUGCAAGAUCAAAGUCUCACUGUACAUAUGUUCAUACCUUGAUUAGAUAUAGGUUAUAUUGAGAUUGUAUUUUUCUCUCAUUUACAUUUUUUCCAGGUAUUGGAUCAUAAUUGCCAAAACUCUUUAGGCUUUAUGACAUAAAUCUGUCCCAUCAGGGCAUGAAAGGUAACCCUAACGCCAUCAAGUGAGAUGCAAGUUAUUCACUAAUAUGGUAUUUAACUUUGUCUGUGCUGUGUGCCAAAUAUUAACUAUGAUCCAUCCAUCCAUUUUCUUAGGCGCUUAUCCCCACAGGGGUCGCGGAGAGCUGUAGCCUAUCCCAGCUAACUUAGGGCAGCAGGUGGGGUACACCCUGAACUGGUUGCAAUCACAGGGCACAUUGAGACAGACAACCAUUUACACUCAGAAUCACACCUAAUGGCAAUUUAAAGUCGCCAAUUAAUGUUGCAUGUUUUUGG